This is a messenger RNA of Caenorhabditis auriculariae, 3326 nucleotides long. The record is from the annotation of a GenBank genome assembly. NCBI's taxonomy places the organism in Eukaryota, Metazoa, Nematoda, Chromadorea, Rhabditida, Rhabditidae.
AUGCUACGUGGACCUCAGCCUCAAAUAAUUGUUGAAGAGCCAGAAGAAGAUGAAGAAGAAGAAGAAACGUCGGAUGUUUCUUUGGACACUUCGAGGAGCCGGUUGAGGAUCAAUCUUGGGAAUUUCAACACGAGAAUGUACAAUGAUAUCAAUGAUGCGGUGAGUACUUUCAACAUUUGUAGAUGGAAAGUAGCUUCUUCGAUUUUUUACCGCAAAUUCGGCCCAACCUCAUAAGAAAAUUGCAAAAAAUUCCAGGUUGAUAUUUUGAUAAAAUUUUGCUCAGAGGCCUUUUAAAAUACACCGAACUUUCGAAAUAACGCUUCUCUUAAUGAACUUUUCUCGCAUCAAGAUUUGCAACUUAAAAAAGUUUUUAGACGCGAUAAAUCUACAAAUCUUAAAAGCGCAGUUUUUUUGCCGGUUUGGAACCAGACCGUUCUAAAGUACUUUGUAUCAAAACUUCAUUAAGUUCUUGAUCGGAUGAUCUCACGCUACUAUUUUCAUCUGAUUUGCUAUGUAUUUUUGCAGACAGACUUGGCUGAAGCUAGAAAUUUCGCAGCUCCAUCCCCAACUCCUUCGACAGCUUCAAACAUUUCCCGGCACGAUUUUUCGUCCACAAAACUCAGCGAUGCAGUUAUGAAAGGAAUGAUGCAAAUAGGUUUCCGCUUUUUUUUCUAGAACCCCCAUUGAAAAUCUUUUCAGUGAGAGUAAAAUUUUGAAAUUUCAACUAAUCCGUUUUUUGAAGAUUAAUUGAAUAAUGAAAUUUUAAAAACGACAUGGGAUUUGAAAGAAGUCUUAUUUUAGGAACAAUUAGUGAGAGGACAAAACUGACACGCCUCAGAAAAUACAUCAACUCGGCCACAAUGGCUCAAUACGCUGUUGUGGAAUGGGAUUUGUCUUCCUUAUCAGCUGAGGUCUGCAUGCGUGAAAGGACAUUCUGUACUUCGAAAUCUCCCAAAUUCAGGCUAUCGAAAAAAUUUGCGACGAGUUGGAACUUCUCUCUCAAUGUCGGCAUAAACGAAUUGCCAGGUUUUCUUGACAUGAUUCAAAACAAACUUUUCUCAGCAUUUAUGGAUUUUAUCACAAAGACAAAAAUCUUUCAAUCUUUCGAAGCUUUCUACCAGCUGGCAGCAUCGCUGACAAACUGAGAAGAGGGCCGCUGCCUGAGGUGACCUUAUGUAAAAAAAGAAUUUAAUAUAUUCAUCUGUUACAGUGGCAAGCCCUGAAAUUUGCCGGACAAAUAAUGAGUGGAUUGAGAUUUUUACACGAGAAGGGAAAAAUACAUGGAAACAUUACAAGUUGGCUUUCCUUUCAUAUAAGAAGAUUUUUUGUUCUCUUUAGCUUCGAAUCUGCUACUCACAUUGUCUAAUGACAUACAACUAGCUGAUAUGCUGAUAAAAGGUGAGGAAAAAGUUAUCAAAAGCUUAUUGGUGAAGGCCAAAAUCUCUUACCCAAUCUCGAGACUCCAUAUCUUCGGAACAAGUCGGGAUGUACAUUUGAUAAAAAAAUCAUUAGUAAUCAGGAGGUCUCGAAGAACAUCUAAGCGAAGUCCCGCUCAAUUCUCAACUCGAAACUUUUCAAAUGUUGUCCAAGAGUUCUCAGAAAGAUCUCAAAUUCAUUUUUUGACAUAUUCUUUGCUAAAUGGAUCCUAUAACCUCCAAUAAAAAACUUCUCUUUACUGCCAGUGAAAAAAAAAAAGGUAAACUCAAUCUUUUUCGGUUUACCUUCUUCCGGGCUUCAUACACGACGGGGUUUGCUCUCUUCUCCUCCAGAAGCCUACAAAGAUUUCGACAGUUUUCCGGUGUUGACGACAAGUGCGGACAUUUGGUUGAGAAAGCUUCAUUCAAAUUUUUGAAAAUCCCUCUAGGGCCGUUGGCUGUACUGUAGUAUCUAUGGUGACGCGAUUUGCGCCGUUUCAAGACCAUUUUCUCUCCUUAUCGGGCGAUGCUCUUCAUAAGGUAGGUUUUUCAAAUUUAAACUGUUAUAAUUCAAUCAGAAGCUUUGUUUUUCAGGCGCUUUGUGAGCGCUGGCAGAGCGGCAGCCUAGCCUAUACAAGUCAGACUUUGACACCCACUGCAAGCAAGGAACUGACGGAGCUUAUUGAUACCAUUUUUGUAGUAGACCCAAGCCAGCGACCAACAGCUUCACAGGUUUUCAAAUUUUCAUGCGUUUCAUAAGACUCUUUGUCUUUUUAGUUUUCUCUGUUCACCCUGUAUAGAGAAAUCCAGAGAUGAUUUUUCAGCUUCUCGAAGCUUUCCAGUCGUCAAGAAAAACAUCAAUUCGAACGUCUGUCACGUCCAUACAGAAUAAAAUAACAAAAGAAGGGGGCAAGGUCGAGUUUAAUGACUAUUACCGCAGAAGCCAUAACUCGAUUGAAGAAAGGUUUGUUUCCAAUCACUCACACAAAGAAGCUCGAUCAUCUGAUGAGAUGAUAACUGAGAUUUUUCAGCACUUCAGAAAGAGAAUCGAUGUUUGAAAAGGAAGGCGACGACACCUUUAACUCAGAAGUUUUCUUUCCGAGAAUUCAAAAAAGCGAAAUUGACUUUUAGUCAACCCCUCUUGGUUUCCUACGCUGGUACAUAUCUAGGAUCAUUAUAUUCUCUAUAAUGUUGGUUAAAUGGGUGAAUAUUUCUACAUGAAUGAAGAAUUUAGGAAAGAUUUUUUUCAGAUUGGGAUGGUUUUGUGUGCAGCGCUCUCAUUAGCCUUGGUUGCUGGGUCAGUAUUUCUAUCGAUUUUUAUCAUUUACAAUGGAAUUCAAGUUGUCUGUCAGUGCCAAUUGAAUGAAGGUAAAAAUUACAAGCGCCUUUAUUUUCUUCAAGCUUGAUCGAAUUUAAUUGUUUUCACUCAAUUCAGUCGUAUCUUCUGUCGGAAAUUCGUAGAUGCUUCGAUGGAAUUUCCGAAUUUUAUUAUUUUCUUUUUUAACUUUUAAUUAUUAGGAUUCGUGGUACUGAUUGCUUUGAUUUUGCUACCAAUUAUCAUUCUUCUUACAACUUUGUGCUGCAAUAACUCCCUGGAAAAAUACCAUCACGACGUCGAACUGGGAAAAGUUGAAAAGUGCAAGUUGGUGAUCUGGUUUUCCAGUUCCAACUGUUUAUUCUCGUUUAAGAUACGUUUUGCGAUCGCCAGAGCAGGAUGUAGUUCUCUGCGGUAUUAUUGUCGUUGAUGGCAAACCGGCAGAACAGAAAGAAAAUAGGAGAAAGGUAAUUUUUUUCGGAGUUUUUAAUAAAAAUCAUUUUAUUUUUCAGGUUGGAGUGACGGAAGAUGUUGAGCGCGGAAGUCAAACAAUGACGAAAACCGAUUUUUUGAGCGGAGUUGCAAGAAUCGCUUAA